UAUUCCGUGCUCGGUAAUGUGUCAAUCCGUGUCAGUAGUCAAAGCUGAAAGAACAGUAUCAGAAAUAUAUUUCCAGCGCUGAAUAAUAAUAUUGCAAUAUUAAUACGAUUAAUACCAAUACUAUGUUUAUAACCCGUGCACUACCCAAUCUUUGAGUCAACUAUAAUUUUAUACGUAUUUUAUAAAAAUUAUCAAUACUACAGUUUAUACUAGUAAUAGUAUUGCAUCCUACGUGAUAGGUCAAUUCAUUAUGGCAGCAGAUGAUAUGGAAACAUCAGCUGCCCAGUCUCAGCCUGUAUCUCUAAAUAACCCACUAGAACAAUUUGUUUUAUUAGCUAAAACUGCUAAAGGAGCAGCUUGCAUAGAACUUAUAAAACAAGUUUUGGAGGCACCUGGAGUUCAUGUAUUUGGAGAAUUAUUAGAUAUGCCGAAUAUAAAAGAGCUGGAGAAUGGACCACAUGCAAAAUGUUAUAAAACAUUGAAUUUAUUUGCUUAUGGAACUUACAAACAAUAUCUGGAUAAUAAAUCAGAUUAUCUAGAUUUAUCAGUGAUAAUGUGUAAGAAACUGCAGCAUUUAACUAUAGUAUCUUUAGCAAUUAAAAACAAAUGCAUAUCAUAUAAUAUACUAUUGGAGGAGUUGCAUAUUUCUAAUGUAAGAGAUUUGGAAGAUUUAAUAAUAGAGGCCAUAUAUGCGGAUAUUAUUCAUGGGAAAUUAGACCAGAAAAAUAAAUUGCUUGAGGUUGAUUUUGCUAUUGGUCGUGAUAUUAAGCCGGGUGAUGUUAGUUUAAUUGUGUCAACGCUUCAAGAAUGGUGUGAUUCUUGUGAGGCUGUUUUGGGAUGUAUUGAAUCUCAAAUUCAUAGAGCUAAUUCUGAAAAAUGUGCAAGAAUCAAACAUAAGGCUGACAUAGAACAACAGAUAAAUAAUCUUAAAAAAUCUAUAAAAUCACAGUCAAACGACCCUGAUGAGGCUAUGUCAUCUGAACCAAGAGAAGUUGUAGGCCAAGACAAAAUAAAGAAAUCGUCCAAAUGCAAAGGCAUUCGAGUUGGUGGUACAAAAGUUUCUCAAUAAAUGAAUUCUACUAUAUGAAGAAGUUAUGUUUGGAUUCUGCUCAUUAUAUUUAACUAACAUGAAUCGGA
Messenger RNA from Ctenocephalides felis (cat flea), 1137 nucleotides. RefSeq names its product COP9 signalosome complex subunit 7b (gene CSN7). Lineage: Eukaryota; Metazoa; Arthropoda; Insecta; Siphonaptera; Pulicidae. Gene Ontology annotation, cellular component: COP9 signalosome. The transcript has 6 exons. The record is from RefSeq and is a predicted model, not a curated record. The coding region runs from base 251 to 1069 and encodes 272 amino acids. Gene Ontology annotation, biological process: COP9 signalosome assembly.